UUCCACGCGGCCACCGUCGCCUGCCGGCAUCUGGGCUACGCCGCGGCUGUCACCUGGACCCAUAGUGCCACCUACGGCCAAGGGGAAGGCCCCAUCUGGCUGGACAAUGUACGGUGUGGGGGCAGUGAGGGCUCCCUGGCAGAGUGCGUUCACAAUGGCUGGGGGGUGCCAGGGCUGAGCCUGGAGCGGCUAAAGCCCAUCCUGGCACGGGCCAAGCUGAGCAUGCCAGUGACGGAGGGUGCCGUGGAGGUGAAGCACAGCGGGCGCUGGAGGCAGGUGUGCGAUGCCGGCUGGACCAGGAACAACAGCCGUGUGGUCUGCGGGAUGCUGGGCUUCCCCCGGGAGAAGCACGUCAACACCAGCUUCUACCGGAAGCUCUGGAACAUGAAGCUGAAGGACCCCAACUCCAGCCUGAAGACGCUCAGCCGGAACAACAGCUUCUGGGUCCACAGGGUGCGGUGCCAGGGCAUGGAGCCCCACCUGGCCCGCUGCCCGACACAGGUGGCCCCACCAGCCCCCCGCCAGCAUGCCUGCCCCCAUGGCAUGCAUGCCGUUGUCAGCUGCGUCCCUGGCCCUGCCUUCCAGAAGGGCACGGGCAAGGGCAGGAGCAAGACCUCCCCAGGAAAGGUGCUCCCGGUGCGGCUGCGAGCAGGUACCCACGCUGGUGAGGGCCGGGUGGAGGUGCUGCGCCAUGGGCAGUGGGGCACCGUGUGUGACAAGCAGUGGGACCUGGCUGCAGCCAGCGUGGUGUGCCGGCAGCUGGGCUACGGGACGGCGAAGCAGGCCCUGGUGGGAGCCCAGGAGGGCAGAGGGCUGGGGCCCAUCCACAUGAGCGAGGUACGGUGCACCGGUUGUAAUUUACUCAGAGCCUCUGGGUGCUUCCUGUUCCCGAGUGGGCGGCUGGGCCGGGCACGUGUUCCCCGGCAGGACACCGGCACCGUGCUCAGCCUCUGUCUCCACAGGCACUUCCACAGCAUUGAGGUCUUUACCCACUAUGACCUGCUGACACUCAAUGGCACCAAGGUGGCCGAAGGGCACAAGGCCAGCUUUUGCCUGGAGGACACCAACUGCCCUGAGGGUAGGUGCCAGCCAUACGCCGGCCCCAACUUUGGGGAGCAGGGGGUGAGCGUGGGGUGCUGGGACACCUACCGCCAUGACAUCGACUGCCAGUGGAUCGACAUCACCGAUGUGCCGCCAGGCAGCUACACCUUCCAGGUGGUCGUGAACCCCAAGCAUGAGGUGGCCGAGUCAGAUUUCUCCAACAAUGUGAUGCGGUGCCAGUGCAAGUAUGAUGGGCAGCGCGUCUGGAUGCAUGGCUGCCACACAAGUGAUGCCUACGGUGCUGAUGUG
Balearica regulorum gibbericeps (East African grey crowned-crane) is the source of this 1350-nucleotide messenger RNA. Lineage: Eukaryota; Metazoa; Chordata; Aves; Gruiformes; Gruidae. The record is from RefSeq and is a predicted model, not a curated record.